AUGUCCGAACAGAACCAAAACCAACACCAAAACCCCAACAUCAACCUCACCAUAGAAACCAUUCACGCCCCCUCCACCACCCCCCACAAACCAACCAGCAUCACAAUCUUCCUCGCCGGCAGCACUCCCCCUUCCCCCACAACCACCAGCAGAGACUCAUCCAGUUCCAUGCGCAUCUCCUCCUUCUCCUCCAUCAAACGAGACCCAGCCCACAACCAACAACCACCAUCUCCACCCCCAACCUGGCGAGAUACCUUCUCCACCCAUCUAGCCCAUUACUUCCUCCCCAAACCAGAACCACAACCAGACACCAGUCCAGAUAGUAAUAUCAUCGCAUCACCCCCCCAAACCAUCCACCUAACCAUCUACGACCCCUUCCGUCCAGACUGGGACAGCUCGUGGCGCGAAGACCCCUCCUUCCCGCCGUUCAAGGAACAGGUCUCUUGGGAGAUGGAGAAGCGGGAACGGGCUGAUAUCGUGCUGUUUUAUUUUGAUCCCGGGAGUGCGGCGCCUAUUAGUUUGCUUGAGUUGGGGCUUUGUAUGCGUGAGCCAGGGAAGGUCGUGGUUGUUUGUCCGAGGGGGUAUUGGAAGAGGGGGAAUGUGGAGAUCGUGUGUGAGAGGUUUGGGGUAACGGUGGUGGAGGGGUUGGAGGAGGGGGCGAGGGUGGUUGGGAGGAGGGUUGAGAGGGUGGGGAGGGAGAGGGAGGGUUGUUGA
Aspergillus welwitschiae is the source of this 714-nucleotide messenger RNA. Its product is annotated as nucleoside 2-deoxyribosyltransferase domain-containing protein. The coding region runs from base 1 to 714 and encodes 237 amino acids. NCBI's taxonomy places the organism in Eukaryota, Fungi, Ascomycota, Eurotiomycetes, Eurotiales, Aspergillaceae. The transcript has a single exon. The record is from RefSeq and is a predicted model, not a curated record.